AUGCCGACGAUACUGGGCCUAUUCUUGUUUAACUCUAGAGUGAUCAGCCUUGAUGCUUGUGUUGCUCAGAUAUCCUUCAUCCACUCUCUGCAAUUCAUUGAAUCCUCUAUGCUCUUGUUGAUGGCAUUUGACCGCUUCAUCGCAAUCUGUAACUCGCUGAGAUAUGCCUCCAUCUUAACCCUGCCGAGAAUAGCCAAUAUAGGACUGGUGUUUGUGCUAAGAGCAGUGGCAGUAAUAUUUCCACUCCCCUUUCCUGAAACAGUUCCGAUUCUUUCGAGCCAAUGUCCUCUCCCAUUCCUCUGCCUGUACCAGGACGUCAUGAAGCUGGUUCGUUCGGACAUCACAGUCAACAACAUCUAUGGCUUGUUUAUUACAGUCAUAACGGUGAGGUUGGACUCGCUGCUCAUUUCCCUCUCUUAUGUGAUCCUCAAAGCAGUGCUGAGCAUCACGUCCCCCACAAAAUGCCUUAGGGCCCUGAACACCUGUGUCUCCCACCUCUGCGCCGUCCUGCUCUUCUACAUGCCAGAGUUCAGCCUGACUGUCAAACACAGAUUCUGGAAGAGCUCUUCUCCCUUGCUUCAAAUUAUCCUGGGCUACAUCUACCUGCUGGUUCCUCCUUUAAUGAAUCCAAUUGUGUACAGCAUGAAAAGCAACCAUCUUCGAGCAAGGAUAAUCUGGGUAUUUGUCAGUAACAAGUCAAUUCAUCAUCCAGCUCCGGAGCUGGUGACACAGGUCAUGGCCACCUAUUCCAUCUUGGACCCUUAUAUACGAGGAAACAAGAGCUACUGA
Messenger RNA from Mauremys mutica (yellowpond turtle), 789 nucleotides. Its product is annotated as olfactory receptor 51G2-like. Gene Ontology annotation, biological process: G protein-coupled receptor signaling pathway. The transcript has a single exon. Gene Ontology annotation, cellular component: membrane. NCBI's taxonomy places the organism in Eukaryota, Metazoa, Chordata, Testudines, Geoemydidae. Gene Ontology annotation, molecular function: G protein-coupled receptor activity; olfactory receptor activity. Bases 1 to 789 code for a protein of 262 amino acids. The record is from RefSeq and is a predicted model, not a curated record.